This is a messenger RNA of Paracoccidioides lutzii Pb01, 2145 nucleotides long. RefSeq names its product mRNA cap methyltransferase. Gene Ontology annotation, biological process: 7-methylguanosine mRNA capping. The transcript has 5 exons. The coding region runs from base 1 to 2145 and encodes 714 amino acids. Gene Ontology annotation, cellular component: nucleus. The record is from RefSeq and is a predicted model, not a curated record. Gene Ontology annotation, molecular function: mRNA 5'-cap (guanine-N7-)-methyltransferase activity.
AUGGCUGCGCACACUCCUGUGGACAGGAGAUCGGCGUCUAUGACGAUGUAUGAUCCGGCGCGAGACACAUAUACCGUCUCUGAUGAUGCGCCCCCACUCGACAGCGUGGAAGAUCGCCACAAAGUUCACGGACUAGACCAAGAUGAGCAGCGGAACGAUGGAGUCUUGCAGUCUCCAGGAUCUGCUCCCUCCCAUAAUGAAAAGAACAAGAGGAGCCCUAUAAAUGAGUCUUUUAAGUUAUUUCUUCCCCUAGCUCUAGGGCGCGGUGGGACUGAUCCGGACCUUGGCUUGGUUUGUUUGCGGUCUCCAUUAUUCCUCCACUCAUCAACGCCACAGGAACCUAUACGCGGUAGCCUCUCCAAACCCGAAAGAAGCUUUUCUUCGCCUAGCAAUAAUAACAUUAACCCUCUUGAGCACACCCAUCCAACAGCAGCAGCAGCAUCCGGCAAACUGAUCCCUUCCCCCCCUUCCUCAGUAUUAAUGGGGUCUUCCCCGGUAAUAGCAAACGAUGAACUGCCAAUUAACGAGCAACGACCUUCACAAAGCCCGAAGACCUCUCCUAACCAGUUAACCAAUAAUGGGCAUUCCAAUGCCCCUGAAGGGCGCCCAAAAGGCAAAGCUUCCAUCAACGAGAAAAAACGAAAGCUUUCCGAGAACGAGCCACAAAGCGACAAAACAGAACCCGCUCCGGAACAACGGCCAUUAUCCAAGCGUAAACGGCAGGAGGAGCGUUUGCAAAAGAAUAGAAAACGCGGCAAGACUCCGCCAUCAGCAUAUUCGCGUCGAGACCGCUCUCCCACACCUCCCCCCCGUCGUUCUCCGUCUCCGAUACGUCGUUCGGCUUCUCCAGAUGCCGUCCCAAGACCAAGAAAACGACCUGGUGGCGCUGCUCGGAUUGGCUCUGCGAAUCUCGAAGCACUGAGGCGGAGACAAGAGGAACGAGAACGACAGAGAGAAGAGGAAGCUAAGCUGGCUUUGAAGGAUCGAGGUGUUCAUGAUGUCGUUCGGCAACAUUACAACGCGGUGCCGGAAAGAGGCAGGGAAUGGCGGAAGACUGAUAGCCGAAUAAAGGGACUUCGAAGCUUCAACAAUUGGAUUAAGAGUACCGUUAUCCAGAAGUUUUCACCUGAUGAGGAUUUCUUGUCACGAACAAGCGGGAAGAACUGGGCUGACGCAGAGCCGGCAGAAGAAAAGAAAUUGCUCGUCAUUGAUAUAGGAUGCGGGAAGGGAGGAGAUUUGGGUAAGUGGCAGCAGGCACCGCAACCGGUGGACCUCUACGUGGGCUUGGAUCCUGCAGAGGUUUCCAUUGAACAGGCUCGCGAGAGAUACAUUAGUAUGAAAAGUGGGAAGGGCAGGAUAGGUCGCAGAGGCCACCCUCUCUUCCAUGCAGAAUUCUAUCCCAAGGAUUGUUUCGGGGAGUGGGUAGGCGAUAUCCCUAUCGUACAGCGGGUUGGGAUUGACGGCAGCGUUGGACCCGGUGGAUCCAUGAUGGCGGCCCGCUGGGGAGGCGGCGGAUUUGACAUUGUUGUGUCGAUGUUUAGCAUGCACUAUGCCUUUGAGAGCGAAGGGAAGGCUAGACAGAUGCUGCACAAUGUGGCCGGGCUGCUAAAGAAAGGCGGCCGCUUCAUCGGUGUCGGGCCGAAUUCUGACAUUCUUAGUACGAAGGUGGUGGAGUUCCACGAGAAGAAGAAACAGCAGGAGGCUGCUACUGCCGCCGCUGCGGCUAAACUUGAUGAAGGCGGGGAGCGUGAGGACGGCGAAGUGGAAGAAACACCGAUGACGGUGCCUGAGUGGGGAAAUAACAUUUACCGCGUUCGUUUUCCGGGAGAGACGCCUGAAGAUGGCAUUUUUCGUCCUGCGUUUGGCUGGAAAUAUAGCUACUUUAUGGAAGAGGCUGUGGAGGAAGUUCCGGAAUAUGUCGUGCCCUGGGAAGCUUUUAGAGCUUUGACGCAGGAUUACAAUCUGGAACUCCAGUAUCGCAAGCCAUUCCUGGAUAUUUGGAAGGAGGAAAAGGACGAUCCCAUUUUAGGGCCGCUCAGUGAGCGAAUGGGAGUUCGGGCGCGAGGCGGUGGGCUCCUUCUCGUCACCGAUGAGGAGUUGGAGGCUGCAAGUUUUUACCAUGCCUUUUGCUUCUACAAGGUCUAA